Anisakis simplex (herring worm) is the source of this 285-nucleotide messenger RNA. NCBI's taxonomy places the organism in Eukaryota, Metazoa, Nematoda, Chromadorea, Rhabditida, Anisakidae. The record is from the annotation of a GenBank genome assembly.
AUGAUGAAAAAGUUGACGGUACUAUCGAUUUUGGUGGUGGCUCUUUUGUUGGCCGACACAGCAGCGGCAUCGCCGAGGCAAUAUUUUCAAAGACGUCAAUUCGGGAGUGGCGGUUUGCUGAACUUCUUCGGCGACGACAUAUUCGGAGGUACACCCAUGGGAAGUGGCUAUCGUAGAUUCCUCGGCUGGGGCCGUCCUCGAUACGAUCGAUACGGUGGAGGUGAGGGUAAUAACUAUCAAGGCACCGAUAUCGGCACAAUGAAUGAGUACAAUCUCAAUCUCUAA